AUGAACUUCCCUUUGAUAACAGCUUUAAUUCUCUGCAGCCUCAGCUGGAUCUCUGUCUCUGUUUCUGAGACUCAGACUGUGGAGGUCCAGCUUGGUGAAGAGGUCACACUGUCGUGCUCUAAGACGUCCCCAUCUGACUCUUUGACGUUAUGGUUCAGAGUGAUCAACAGAACCGAGGCCAGAUGUGUCUCCACUAUGAGCAGCUCUAACAGUGAUCCUUUCUACUGUGAUGGAUUUAAAAAAGAAAAAUUUAACAUGAGCUCCAACAUCUCCACUGUCUCUCUCAAAAUGAAGACAGUGGAUAUUUCUGACUCUGGGUUGUAUUUCUGUGGAUUUUACAUAGAGGGACGGGUGAAUUUCAGAGUGAUACAUUUAAAUGUUGAAGGCAGUGACGAAUCGCAUGAUGACGUUGACAGAAAGUCUAAAAAGUCAAUAACAAAGCUGAUGAGUGUGAUCCUGGGCGGUCUGACUGUUUUCCUAGUAAUGGUCAUCAUCUGUCUGGUUGUUAAAAUUGGGAAACUUCAGAAAGCUGCCAGUGUAGAAGAGAAUCCACAACAGCAUGCGAACCUGGGCUCUGAUGACCUGAACUACGCAGCAGUGAAUUUCAGUGCAAAAGCAAGAAGAAGAGAAGUGGAGCCCAAUGUUGUGUAUUCUGCUACUAGAUAG
Micropterus dolomieu (smallmouth bass) is the source of this 666-nucleotide messenger RNA. RefSeq lists its product as uncharacterized. The record is from RefSeq and is a predicted model, not a curated record. The transcript has 6 exons. NCBI's taxonomy places the organism in Eukaryota, Metazoa, Chordata, Actinopteri, Centrarchiformes, Centrarchidae. The coding region runs from base 1 to 666 and encodes 221 amino acids. Gene Ontology annotation, biological process: response to bacterium.